Messenger RNA from Pimephales promelas (fathead minnow), 5273 nucleotides. RefSeq names its product granule associated Rac and RHOG effector 1 (gene garre1). Gene Ontology annotation, molecular function: CCR4-NOT complex binding. The record is from RefSeq and is a predicted model, not a curated record. NCBI's taxonomy places the organism in Eukaryota, Metazoa, Chordata, Actinopteri, Cypriniformes, Leuciscidae. Gene Ontology annotation, biological process: Rac protein signal transduction.
UCUCCACAGACAGGAGGGUGGGGACAAACAGCUGGUAAGUGAUGCCGUGAUCCGACCGCCUGCUCGGGCUGUUUUUCACACCAAUAAACGCCUUUCCCGGAGCCACUACAGGAAACGACCGAGAGGCCUUACAGAUAAUUUGUGCUUUUGUUGCUGCGGUCCGCGUUUGCAGAGAGACCUCUAUCUGGAAGCACAUUUGUUUCCGUUGAGUAUUAACUACCUCAGGCUCUGGAAACGGAUCAAGAGGGAGCCGUCGAUCUCGUGUGAUCCCGUCUCGUCCCGAUCCACUGUUCGGCCCUCCGAAAACCCUCUGACCGACUGGAUCCGUCAGAGCGGCUCAGGCCACGUCACCCUGUAGCUCACGCCAAUCCUCCGGUGUCACUGUUUUCCCUCUUCUGAAAAUUCAUAUUGUUUUUGCUGACAGAUUUUUAAGAUUUUUCUAUUUUUAUUAGAGGCCUACGGAAAGAGUUCGGAAAGAAGGGUUUUUCACUUCCGUUUGAAGGAUAGAUUAUGCACUUUUGGAUUUUCGUCCAGAAUUGAAGCUGUGCUUGUGAUGUGCAGUGAUUUCCCCUGCUCGUAAGGAACCAGUUCUAAUAGAAAAUACCUGAAGCUAAUUGGAGUUUCACUGGGAUAUAAGUGGAAACGUUUUGAUGUGAGCAGCGUCCAGAGUUGCAGCUGGGCUGCAAGAUUUUCCUCAACCCUUUCUUUGCACCGCUCUCAUCUCUCAGGAGUGGAAUACUGUCAUGACAUGAUCUUUAAGCUAUCUAUUUACUUGACUCCAGGAGACCCAAAUUAGGCAGAGUACUUGUGCACAUAAAAACAAAUUCAAGAGUUGUCUGCUUCGUGAGGACCGACUCUUCCUGGGCACGUUGGACACUUAUGUAUUGUUGCAGUGCGCAAGAAAGUAAAAUGGACUACAAGCUGCGCUUUUUGCUUGGCGGGUCCAAGCACAAAGUGCAGCAGCACCAGCAGUUCCAGUUGCCCGAACUCAGCCGGACCCUCAGCGCCCCGUUGGGCACGUCUUGCUCCACCCCUUCUCCCAUGGCAACGAUAGGCUCCUCCCCUUCCGGCUGUCAUGCCCCGCCCCCAGGCGCUACAACUGCGAUCGCGGACAUCCAACAGGGCAUCUCCAAAUACCUGGACGCGUUGAACGCGUUCUGCCGCGCGAGUGCGUUCCUGACCGAGCUCUUUGGCAGCGUGUUUCGGGACUCCCGUUACUCCAAAGCGGCUAUGCAACUGAAGGACGUGCAGGAACAUGUCAUGGAAACGACCAGCCGGCUCACCACAGCAAUAAAGCCCGAGAUCGGCAAAAUGCUGAUGGAGCUCAGCGCAGGCGCGGCUAACUUUAAAGACCAGAACGACUUCAGCCUGCAGGACGUAGAGGUGCUGGGCCGCUGCUUCCUGACGGUCAUGCAGGUGCAUUUUCAGUUCCUGUCGCAGGCGUUGCAGAAAGUCCAGCCGGUGGCACAGUCCUGCCUGGCGGAGGCGCUGGCACAGGUUCAGGAGAGACGUGGGAAUGCCCACACGCAGAACACAAACCCCGGGCCCCUGACGGAGCUGGAGGAAGCCAUCCGCUCAUGGAGAGGAGCGUCAGAGGUGACGGCGUGUCUCAGGGAGAGAGGGAGAGACGGCUGUCUGUCUGGCAUUCAGGUACAGCAGCUCUUCUGCUCUCAGAACACCUCCAUACCUGAACACCAGCUCAAAGAGCUCAACGCCAAGAUCGACAACGCUCUACAGGCGUAUAAAGUGGCGUUAGACUCUCUGGGUCACAGUGAAUACGCGCUGAAGGCCGGAUUUCACCUCAAUCCCAAAUCAGUGGAAGCAGCUUUGCAGGGCUGUUGCAGUGACGCUGAAGCCCAGCAGGCCGGACGGUUUCACACCACGUCUCAGCCAAUCCAGUGUGAAUUACCCACAAUUCCUGUCCAGAUCGGCUCGCAUCUCCUCCGAGGAGUUUCCUUCAACGAAAGUGCAUCAGAUAACCUCAAGCUUAAAACGCAUGCCGUGCUGCAGCUGAUCAAAGAUGCGCUGGACCAGAACGGCGUGGCGGUGCGGGACGACUCCCCCGUCACUGAGGUCCUGAACCAGGUGUGUCCCUCCAGCUGGAGAGGAGCCUGUAAGACCGCGGUACAGCUGCUGUUCGGACAGGCGGGACUGGUUGUGGUUGACACGGCUCAGAUUGAGAAUAAGGAAGCUUACGCCCCUCAGAUCUGUCUUGAAGGAUCUAAAGUUGUGAUCCAGGUUCCUUCCACAUGGUGUCUGAAGGAGGAUCCAGCCACGAUGUCUCUGCUGCAGCGCAGUCUGGAUCCAGAGAAGACCCUCGGCCUGGUGGACGUGCUUUACACGGCUGUGUUCGACCUCCACCGCUGGAAGGAGCGCAAGGAACAGACUUUGCCCACCAUUCAGAUCCAGCUUCAACGGGACACGACUGAUUACGGCGGCCCCGUGGAUCUCCCUCCCGGGAACAGCACCAAAUCCUCCAGCGGCCUCCCCAAAACCAUCUCCAAACUCACCUCACGCUUCACCAAGAAAACCUCGUCCAACUCCAGCGCGGGCGGCAGUUACUCCAUCCCAAACACCCCGUCUCGCAGCAGCGCCAACUCCGACGACAAAACCGCACGCCUGCACAGCAUCCUUCAGAUGAGCAGCAUGCCCUGCACCCCCGACCCGAGCCACACGCACCUCGCCAACGGCGCCGACGAGCAGGGCAUGAACCUUCCCACCGACCAGGAGAUGCAAGACGUCAUCGACUUCCUAUCAGGGUUCAACAUGGGAAAAUCCCAGCAGGCGUCUCCGUUAGUGAAGAGAAGGAACUCGGUUGCGUCGACAAAUGCGUCCGACUUGAAACCGCCGACCUCGCAAGUGUCCCACAACGCCGUGCAGACGUUAGCGCAAACCUUACAGCAGCAGACGCAACAGCAGCAGCAACUUCCUUCAACACCAAAACAACAGCAAACACAAACACAGUCGCAACCGCAACCGACCCUGCCGUUCUACCAGCAUCUCUUGCAGCCGAUUGGUCAGCCUCAGCAACAGCAAGCCCCGGUUUCUCCACAGAUCUCUUCCCAGCAGCCCCCGCAGCCGAGAGCUCCCAGUAAGUGGCCCCAGGGUCCGCUGGGCGGCCUGUCACCGAUCGGGCCCUUGACGCAGUGGCCCGCUCCGGGUCUGCCCGACCUCAGCUCUGACCUCUACAGUCUCGGGCUGGUCAGCACAUACAUGGACAGCGUCAUGUCGGAGAUGCUCGGACACAAGCCCCCGCAGGGACCGCGGAACAACACCUGGCCCAACCGAGACCAGAGCGAGCAGAGUCUGUUCGGGGUGCUGGGAGACUCCAUGCCCUUUGACCCUGCAGUGGGCUCGGAUCCAGAGUUUGCUCGUUAUGUUGCCGGGGUCAAUCAGGCCAUGCAGCAGAAACGCCAGGCUCAACAUGUCCGCCGUCCCAGCAACCCCCGCAGCAACUGGCCCCACCCUGAGGAGCAGCACAGGGGCUGGGCACACCCCGAAUACUACAGCGAAGGGGAGGCGGUCAACAGCGGCUGGUCAGCCAAUCAGGGCGAUUCAGCCAGUUCGAGUGACGAGACCUCCUCAGCCAAUGGGGACAGUCUGUUCUCCAUGUUCUCUGGGCCGGACCUGGUGGCGGCUGUCAAACAAAGACGGAAACACAGCUGUGGUGAACAGGAAGUGUGUACUCUGCCCUCUCCUCCACUGCACCACACCAGUGACGACAGUAACCAGGACAGCAAAACUAAAACAUGGCCUCCUAAAGCCCCGUGGCAGCACUCCUCACACACCAACACCAUGCCCAAUCCCAGCUCUUCCCUCUACCAGAUGACCAUCCCCUCCAGCCAAUGGGGCGACUCCAUGCAAAUGCUGCAGUCUCCGGUGUGGUCGACAGCCAAUGACUGCCCUCCAUCCUCCGGGAUCUCCUCCGGCUUCCCGUUCACACCACAACAACAACAGCAGCAGCAACAGCAGCAGCAGCAACAGGUUUCCCAGCACAAGAUCCUGAGCAAAGGCUUCAAAACCUUCCCGCUCAAACCCGAGCAUCGACCCUCAUACCUACACCAGUACUGAGCUGGACCCGUGCUGGGAGAGGUUGAACACAGGGUCGAACCGAUGACGUUUUAUAAUCCCAGCUGGGAUUGUUCAUCUUGUGGUGAAGUGUGCCGUAAACCUGGUCUAGACUCCAACCUUGUGAACUAGAAGUGUUUUUAUAGGGAAAUUUGCAUUUAACAUAGUGGUUAAUAACAUUUUUGUACACAGAUGCGUGUCCCCAAACAGAAACGUAACUGCCUUCCACGCUGUCUGAGCGAUGCAUGACUCGCGUUAACAAACAGCAGCAAGUCGGACCAUUUCACUGGCAGCCGCUUCGAGCUCGAUUCGUUCGGCUUCGAGUUUACACGCGACUUUUCCGAUAUGCAUGGCCACGUGCUCACUCACUGCAGCCGCAUUACGAAGACCCUGGGUCCCGGUUCGCCCCAUAUAACGAUACUGUGUUAAAAUAGCUGUAACUGCCAAAUGUCACGUGGGACGACCCCGACUGCAGCUCUCAGCUACUGUUCCAUAGCUUGUAAAGGACUCGGAAAAAAGACACAAAAAAGAACUAUAAAUAAUUUACUUUUUAUGAAGAGGCUUUGAGCAGGCUCGGCAGAAAUAUAAUAAUCAUAGCAGAGGUGUAAUUUGAAAGAAAUACACUACUUUUUCAACGUCUGACAGAUUUAAAACGAAAAAAAGAAAAAAAAAGGAUGUUAGCAGUAAGUAACUUUGUGCCAUGUUGUUUUGAAUAGCACUUGCAGAUAUUUUCUCUAACCAAAGUAUUGUUUAGAGGGGGGAAAUGGUGCUUGAAAUUUGAAAUUAAAAAAGAAACGUUGUUUGGGAGCGUAGUAGUAGUUAUAUCUAGAAAGAGAGAGAGAGAAGAAAAAAAUCCUUUUAUGAAAAACACAAAACCCUUCUGUAUGGUCAUCGUGUUUGUUUUCCCAUCGGCUUUCUUCAGAACGACACUAACACUUCUCAUAAAUAUAACAUUUUAUUCCUUUCAAAUACAAUAUAUUUCUUGUACAAAUAUUGACAGUAUUAAUCUUAUUUUUCUAUUUUCGUACACAUUAUACCAUUACUCUAUAAGUUAGCAUAAUAUAGGCUUGAUGAUAAGUAAAACGUUAUUUUCCCAAGAUGUGAAGCACAUUUGUUUUCCUUUCCUACAGAGUUUAACUGUACCUUCUUUCUACAGAGGUUACCAAAUACGCCAUUAUAAACACUAAUAAAUGGUUCUGGUCGGA